AUGUGUAUGAUUUUGCGCUACGUUCACUUGGAUAAAGCAAAUCAAAGAUGGGAAAUAAAAGAGAGCUUUGUGAAAUUUACCGACAUUUCAUCAGCUAAGACUGGUCUGUUGAUUACUGGCGCAGCUACCACUGAAUUAGAGGCGUUAGGGUUGGAUUUGGAUGAUAUGCGUGGUCAGGGCUUUGAUAAUGGUGCCCCAAUGAAAUGCAAAAAUGUCGGUGUUCAAAGGAGAAUCUUGAAUCAGAACCCGAGACCAUUUUUCAAUCCUUGUGGUAAUCACUCAUUAAAUCUCACUGUUAAUGACGCUGCGGAUUCUACUUUAAUUGGAACACAAUACUUUGCCACAGUCCAGAAGAUUUAUGUAUUUCUAUCAGCUGCAACAAAUCGGUGGGAUGUAUUGAAGAAGCAUUUGAUUCCAGCAAAAGCAAAAACACCGAAACCGUUAUGCACAACGCGAUGGUCAAGCCGAAUCAACGCAAUCAAACCGCUGUGUAAAAACUCUGGUGAAAUUAUUGCUGCACUGAGGGAAAUCGAAGAUACUGAGAGCUUCAACAAAGAUGUCCGAUUUGAAGCGGGAACACUCGCCGACAAAAUUGAUUUUAUUUUCAUUUGCUGUACUUGCUUUCGGUAUGACAUUUUGAGCCACACAAACAUAGCGUCCAAAGCAUUACAAACAAUUCAGUCAAAUGUUCAAACGGCUCUGACAUCUCUUGAAAGUGUGAUGAAUUUUCUUGAAAGUUAUAAAGAAAAUGGCUGCGAAAAGGUUCUCAAUGAAGCAACGGAAAUUUGCGAACGCAUUUCGAUUGAAGAUGAAUUUGAUCAUCAAAAACGUCGAGCGGGUAGAACAACUGUUACAAAUGCAGAGGAAUUUGAAACAAAAGUUUUCUUACCAAUCAUUGAAUCCGCAACUGAUUCAGUCACUGAUCGUUUCAAAGCACUAAAGCAACACAGCGAAUUAUUCUCGUUUCUUUAUGAUUUUGAAAACUAUGAAGCAAACCGAAACAACGGUAGUUUGCAGAAAUCAUGCAAGAAACUAGAAAUUGCUUUAACUCAUGAUGGAAAAUCCGAUAUCGAUGGUGACGAUUUAUUUGUAGAACUUUCAUUGGUUUCAAAUAAUAUGCCAAUGGGUUCUUAUGAAACCAAACAAUUCGCCAAAAAGCAUGAUAUUGAAAUCAUUACAAGCAGCCCUAAUUUCCCACAGUCAAACGGAAUGGCUGAAAAAGCGGUCGGUAUUUGUAAAAAUAUUUUAAGGAAGUCAGAGAAUGAAGAAGAUAUUCUCAGAGCAUUGCUCGCAUACCGCACCACACCAACCAAAAACAUGUCAUAUUCGCCAGCUCAGCUAAUUCAAAAUCGAAAUUUGAGAACUGAAUUGCCAAUGCACAUCAAUAAAUUUCGACUCGAAUUAUGCAUUGACGUCGAAAAACAACAACAAGCAAAGCAAAAGAUCUCUUAG
Molecule: messenger RNA, 1452 nt
Organism: Sitodiplosis mosellana (orange wheat blossom midge)
Lineage: Eukaryota; Metazoa; Arthropoda; Insecta; Diptera; Cecidomyiidae
Exons: 3
Coding region: 1-1452 (483 amino acids)
Molecular function (GO): nucleic acid binding
Source: RefSeq, a predicted model, not a curated record